AUGGUGCAAUUCCACGAGCACAUAAUCUCCGAUCUCCUCGAAGACCCCACCGGCGGUUUGGUAGUCCUCUCCGGCGGCCUCGGCCUCCACAAACUCAUCGCAUCCCUCCUCCACCUCCACCACCCCUCCCAAGGCACUCUCCUCAUCCUCUCCGCUUCUCCCUCACAAAAAUCUUCGAUCCUCUCCUCUCUCCAAUCCACCCUCUAUACUCAAAACACUGAUUCUCCUGAAAUUACGAAUUUGCCCUCGGAGAUCACUUCCGACCUGCCGGCUCACCAACGUCUGUCUCUGUACACCUCUGGCGGGGUUUUCUUCGUCACUGUGCGAAUCUUGAUCGUUGAUUUGCUGACUCACCGCCUCCCGACCACCGCGAUCGCUGGGAUUAUUCUCCUUAAUGCGCACUCUCUCUCCGACACGGCCACGGAGGCGUUUAUUGUACGGAUUCUCCGGUCGUCCAAUCGGAAUCUCUACGUUCGUGCCUUCUCGGAUCGACCUCACGCUAUGAUCUCCGGCUUCGCAAAGGCCGAACGAACCCUUAAGUGCUUAUUUCUGAAGAAACUCCAUCUAUGGCCGAGGUUCCAGGUGUAUGUUUCGCAGGAUUUGGAGAGGGACCCGCCGGAGGUGGUGGAUAUUAGGGUUCCGAUGACGGCUUACAUGGUGGGAAUCCAGAAGGCGGUGACUGAGGUCAUGGACGCGUGUUUGAAGGAGAUGAGGAAGACAAAUAAGGUGGAUAUCGAAGAUUUGACGGUGGAGAAUGGGUUGUUUAAGUCGUUUGAUGAGAUUGUGAGAAGGCAGUUGGAUCCCAUUUGGCAUACACUGGGAAAGAAGACGAAGCAGCUUGUUUCUGAUUUGAAGACGUUGAGGAAGUUGCUGGAUUAUCUAGUGAGGUAUGAUGCAGUUACUUACUUGAAGUAUUUGGAUUCCUUGAGAGCGUCAGAGAGUUUUCGGUCUGUUUGGAUCUUUGCAGAGUCAAGUUAUAAGAUUUUUGAGUUGGCAAAGAAGCGGGUUUAUUAUUUUGGGAGGUCAGGUAGCAGGAAAUUGAGCGGGCAUAGUAAGAAUGUGACAUCCAAAAAGAGGAAGUUGGAUAGUAGCAACAAAGAGAAAGAAGAUUCUUUGCCAUCGAGUUCAAGUAGUGUAAUUUUGGAGGAAGUUUUGGAGGAGGCACCAAAGUGGAAGGUGUUGCGUGAGGUUCUUGAAGAAAUAGAAGAGGCAAGAGAGAAGCAAGCUUUGUCAAGGGGAGAACUUGUAGUUGGAGAUGAACAGGAUGACAAUGGCAUCAUUUUGGUGGCAUGCAAAGAUGAACGUUCAUGCAUGCAGCUUGAAUAUUGCAUCGCAAAUGGCCCACAGAAGGUCAUGCGGGAAGAGUGGGAGAAGUAUUUACUGAGUAAAGUAGAGUUGCAGGCCUUACCAAAGCAUAAUAAAAAGAAACCGAAGGACCCUAAAGGCUUUGGGAUACUUGAUGGAGUGGUCCCUACAACACCUGGACAGAAAGCAGAAGUUAGUAGCUUAAGCAAGCAGGAACAUAAUGCACUGCUGGCAGCGGCAUCUGAAAUUAGUAAACUAUCCAAAAAGGAUGUUGUUGUUGAAGAUAAUCUUCAAACUUGUGUGGGCAGUGGAGGAGGUGGAAAACGGAAAGGAAAAGGGAAAGUAAAAGGAAGGAACAGAAAAACCUCAGCAAAUUUUCAAAUUUCUGUGGACAGAGAAGAUAGAAGUAACACUGAGACAGCAGUUAGUGAGAAAUCCAAUAUACUCGCUUCUGAGAUUGAAGGCCAAGAUAGUGGAUUCAACCUUAGAGGUGAUUUCCAAGAAAAUGUAGAAGGUACAUCUAUGGAGAGACAGGUUCUUCGGAAGCAUGCUCAAGUGGUGGGUGCUGAACCAUUCAAGAAUACGAAACGACUUCCACCUGUGCACUUUCAUGCCCUAGAAAGCGAUCAACACAUACUUGACAUUUUGAAGCCAUCUGUAAUUAUCGUUUACCAUCCUGACAUGGCUUUUGUUAGGGAAAUUGAAAUCUAUAAGGCUGAGAAUCCGUCAAAUAAGUUGAAAGUAUAUUUUCUCUUCUAUGAAGAUUCUACUGAGGUGCAAAAGUUUGAAGCUAGUAUACGCAAGGAAAAUGGAGCAUUUGAAUCCUUGAUAAGGCAGAAAUCAUUGAUGAUGAUCCCAGUGGAUCAGGAUGGGCGAUGUCUAGGACAGAAUUCUUCCAUUGAGCCACAAUCUGUAGUUUCUAAAAAUUCUAUAACAAGAAAGGCAGGUGGAAGAAAGGAAGCUGAGAAAGAAAUGCUCGUCAUUGUGGACAUGAGAGAGUUUAUGAGCAGCCUUCCAAAUGUACUUCACCAGAACGGAAUGCGCAUAAUACCAGUGACGUUGGAAGUUGGAGACUAUAUCCUUUCUCCGUCAAUGUGCGUGGAAAGAAAGAGUAUACAAGAUCUUUUUGGUAGUUUUGCAUCUGGUCGUCUUUACCACCAAGUGGAAAUGAUGGCACGCUAUUAUAGGAUUCCUGUUCUUCUAAUCGAGUUUUCACAAGACAAAAGCUUUUCAUUUCAGUCAACGAGUGAUAUUGGUGAUGAUGUAACACCAAAUAGCAUUAUAUCGAAGCUGUCCUUGCUUGUUCUACACUUCCCCCGCCUGCGGAUUGUCUGGUCUCGCAGUUUGCAUGCUACUGCUGAAAUAUUUGCUUCCCUUAAAGCAAAUCAGGAUGAACCUGAUGAGGCCAAGGCAAUUAGAGUUGGUGUCCCUUCGGAAGAGGGCAUUGUGGAAAAUGAUGUGAGAGCUGAGAAUUACAACACAUCAGCAGUAGAGUUUUUAAGACGGCUCCCUGGUGUAACCGAUUCCAACUACAGGGCUUUAAUGGAUGGGUGUAAAAGCUUGGCGGAACUUGCCCUUCUUCCUGUGGAGAGGCUAGCUGAGCUGAUGGGUGGUCACAAAGCUGCCAAAACCCUGAGGGACUUCCUUGAUGCCAAGUAUCCAACUUUACUCUAG
Ilex paraguariensis (yerba mate) is the source of this 2979-nucleotide messenger RNA. The record is from the annotation of a GenBank genome assembly. Lineage: Eukaryota; Viridiplantae; Streptophyta; Magnoliopsida; Aquifoliales; Aquifoliaceae.